Messenger RNA from Protopterus annectens (West African lungfish), 930 nucleotides. It is a transcript of the gene CAPN10, whose product is annotated as calpain 10. The record is from RefSeq and is a predicted model, not a curated record. Gene Ontology annotation, molecular function: calcium-dependent cysteine-type endopeptidase activity. NCBI's taxonomy places the organism in Eukaryota, Metazoa, Chordata, Ceratodontiformes, Protopteridae. Gene Ontology annotation, cellular component: cytoplasm. The transcript has 7 exons. The coding region runs from base 1 to 930 and encodes 309 amino acids. Gene Ontology annotation, biological process: proteolysis.
AUGGAAUCUUGCAAGCGGGAUCUUCGAUGGUGGCUAAACAGCCAGGAUCUAACGAUGGGUCGUCCGUUUGUAUUACCCAGCCCUACAGCCACAAACUUAGCAUUGCAAGGCCAGAUAGUUCAGUAUCGUAUAUGGGACCAUUCUCCCAGACUUUUUGUCUUUGAGAAAGCCCAAUUUUUUUCCCUGGAGGCUUGGGGAGAAGGAGCUACAGAUAAAUAUAAGGAAAUCUCUGCAUCUCCACGACUAUUUACAGAUGACCAUCAUGAAGGACAAGUGAAGCAAGGCAUUCUAGGAGACUGCUGGUUCCUCUGUGCCUGUGCUGCUUUGCAAGAAAAUCAGCAGCUUUUGACUAAGGUAUUGCCUUUAGACCAGCCAGUUUGGACAAGUUGUUCAUAUACUGGGCAGUUCAUAUGCCGGUUCUGGCAGUUCGGCAUGUGGGUGGAGGUGAUUAUAGAUGAUAGAUUGCCAUGCGUUGGGGGGAAGCUGUGUUUCUCCCAUUGUCAAUCUGAAGAAGUCUUCUGGUUGCCAUUAUUAGAAAAAGCUUAUGCCAAGUUGCAUGGGUGUUAUGAAGAUCUCUGGGCAGGAAAAGUGGCUGAUGCUUUGUUGGACAUUACAGGUGGGAUAGUAGAGAGAUGGACAUUGGGCAGUACUGGGAGUAAAGCCAUGGUACACGAAGCUGGUGGUGUUAUCAUGAAUGUUGCCUUGACGAAUUUGCUGGAGCAGAAGAAUAAGUACUUUGUUUGUUCAGUCUACAGACCAUAUGAAGGGUCCAGUAACUUGGCAGAGUAUCAUGCUUUUAACGUUACAGAGGUGAAAGAUGUGCCUGGACUCAACGGUGUGACUGUCAGGCUCAUCCGAAUAUGGAAUCCCUGGGGAAGACCUUGCUGGAAUGGACGCUGGACAGAGGGCCCUCGUCUAACACAGCAUUGA